AUGCUCAGCAACAACAUCUAUGUGAGCAUUCUCUGCCUCGCAACUGGCACGGCGGCGGCGGCACUUGAUGCCUACAAUGUCGACCCUAACUACGUAUCCGUGUCCGGCCUGUCCAGCGGUGGCUUUAUGGCCGCACAGCUUGCGAUUGCUCACUCCGAUACUUUCUCGACAGGAUUCGGUGUGUUUGCCGGGGGCCCGUUUGACUGCGCUAGGGCUCAAACCUACACCACAUGUAUGAACAACAUGAAGCCGUCUAUCACUGCACCAACGGCCAAUAUGAAAUCAUGGAGUGGGAAUAAAAUCGCUGAUGUUUCGAAUCUCAAGGACCGCAAGGUCUACAUGCAAGUUGGUUCAGUCGAUACGACUGUUGGCCCUAGUGUGAUGGAGCAGCUGCGACAGCAGCUAUCAAAGUUUGUGAAUGAGUCUAACACUGCCUAUAUUACUACACAAGGAGCAGCUCAUACGUUUCCCACAGACUUUGAUGGAUCUGGAAACAGUCCCUGUAGCAUGGCCUUAUCACCAUAUGUUAGUAAUUGCGGGUACGAUGGUGCAGGCGCAGUCUUAAAGUGGAUAUAUGGCAGUCUAAAUGCCCGCAAUCCUGGCCCAUCGACUGGUCAAUUUAUUUCCUUUGAGCAGCAGAGCUCGUAUGGUGCUGCAGGGAUGGAUACUACGGGCUAUUUAUAUGUUCCUACAUCAUGUGUGGAUGGUUCCACGGUUUGUAAACUACAUGUGGCCCUGCAUGGCUGUCUGCAGAGUCAUGACAAAGUUGGGACCAAAUUCAUCGACAACACGGGGUAUAAUAAGUGGGCUGAUACAAACAAUAUUAUUAUCCUCUUCCCACAAGCGGUGACGGAUAAUUCAUUGCAUACAAUUUGGGGAGGAAUGUUGCUUCCUAAUACAAAUGCAUGCUGGGACUGGGUUGGCUGGUAUGGUCAAGACGCUGAUCAGAAGGGAGGAGUCCAGAUAGCUGCAAUUGUCAACCAAGUCAAGCAAAUCAUCAGUGGUUAUCAAAGCAAGAAAUGA
Molecule: messenger RNA, 1023 nt
Organism: Aspergillus tanneri
Lineage: Eukaryota; Fungi; Ascomycota; Eurotiomycetes; Eurotiales; Aspergillaceae
Product: putative polyhydroxybutyrate depolymerase
Exons: 4
Coding region: 1-1023 (340 amino acids)
Cellular component (GO): extracellular region
Molecular function (GO): hydrolase activity
Source: RefSeq, a predicted model, not a curated record